Molecule: messenger RNA, 1026 nt
Organism: Dictyostelium purpureum
Lineage: Eukaryota; Evosea; Eumycetozoa; Dictyosteliales; Dictyosteliaceae
Exons: 3
Source: RefSeq, a predicted model, not a curated record
AAAAAUGAAAUAUUAUUUUUUUCAGUGUGGAGAAACAAGGUUAUAUUAAAUGAAAUACAAAGACAUCACAGGUUAUAUAAUGAAAAUAAAAAAAUUUAUAUUGACAAAUCAAUGGAUCAACUUAGAUACCAUCCACAUAGAAGAUAUGCAACAAAAAUUAUAAUUAAUGUUAAUGAACCAUUAGAACCACAUGGUCAAUUAAUACCCUAUGGUACAACCAAAUUAAAAUUUUAUAGUAGUUUUAAUAAACCAAUCCAAGCAGGCGAUAUUCCAACAACUGUCACUUCUUUACAAUUUUCUAAUACGGAUAUAGGAUUUUGUAAUGUUUAUUAUUCACAUCGUUUCGAUAUUAAAUCAGUUAUCCCACCAAGUGUUACUGAAUUGAGUCUCGGAAUAAAUCAAGAAAUUUCACCAAAUACAUUACCACCAUCGCUUACCAGUUUAACAAUGGAACUAGAUCAAGAUAUAUUAAUUGGAACUUUCCCACAAUCAUUAACUGCAUUAAAGCAAAAUAAUUUCAAUAGAACAAUUACACCUGGUUCAUUUGGUUCAAUUGUAGAUUUAUCCCUAGAAUCCUUUAAUCAACCUUUAAAAGCCGGUGACUUACCUAUAACAUGUAAAUAUCUAUAUCUGGGCUCUUACAAUCAACCGCUCCAACCAAAUAUUCUUCCCCCUGAAUUAAAAGAAUUAGAACUAAUAAACUUUAAACACCCACUAUCACACGAGAUAUCAAUCCAAACAUUUCCACACUCAAUCGAAACAUUAUUUUUUAAUAGUUUUAAUCAAGUAAUAAAACCAAAUGUACUUCCACCAUCAAUAACUAAUCUCUUUUUAAAUAAAUAUAAUCACCCACCUUCAGAUGGUACUAUCCCCAAUUCAGUUACAUAUUUAACAUUACCUAAGUUAUCUAGUCCUCUUCAAGUAGGUGUAUUACCAGAAUCUCUCACUAAAUUAACAUUUAAAAAUGGAUUUGAUCAACCUAUAGACCCAGCUACCAUUCCACAAUCUGUUACUCAAAUAUCAUUA